Molecule: messenger RNA, 1866 nt
Organism: Periconia digitata
Lineage: Eukaryota; Fungi; Ascomycota; Dothideomycetes; Pleosporales; Periconiaceae
Source: the annotation of a GenBank genome assembly
ACAACAUCUAUAAUCAUGCGAUCAGUCGGCCUCUCGGUUACGGGAACGCUCCUAGGCUUCUAUGCCGCAGGAGUGUCUGCCCAAGCAGGCGUUGCCUGUGAUAACAGCAUCGCAACUAAAACACCAUGGAACGCAGAAAACACCGUCAGUGUAGCCAACGACGUGUGCAACACCCACCUCAACGACGAGGGUGCCUCCAAGUACGUCGAGAAGGAGAGCCCGGACGGUCUUCUUCUCAGCGUCACCAAGGUCGAGGGAUCUACUCCUUUGUCCUCUGACGAGUGCGUGGAUCGUUUCGUCGACAUCUUGAAGCAAUGCAGCGGCGAUUUGAGCGGGUCGAGCGAAGUUGAUGGACGCUUGUAUGAAAUCUACAAGAACAACGUAGCCUCUUCGCACGAAGAGGAGAAGAGGGCGCCAAAGGCAAAGACUACGAAGAAGACAACGGCCAAAACUACCUCUACAAAGGCAUCAUCGACCAAGGCGAGCGAACCAACGACGACCAGCUCGAGCAAGACUUCCUCUUCGUCCUCAUCCUCAUCCUCAUCAUCGUCGGCUAGCUCUACUGCUAAGUCGUCUUCAUCAUCGGCUAGCUCUACUGCUAAGUCCUCCUCUUCGUCAGCAGUCAGCUCCUCUUCCAAAGCUUCUUCAUCCAGCGCCAGUGCCAGCGCCAGUGCCAGUGCCAGCUCAACCUCGAAGACAGGUUCAUCCUCGGCAAGCUCUUCUUCCAAAGCAUCUUCGUCCGGCGCCAGCUCCAGCAGCAAGGCAUCCUCAUCUAGCGGAAGCGCUUCCAUCACCGCGACCUCGUCCGGAGCAAGCUCCUCCAUCACAGCAAGCUCCUCAGGAAUGAGCUCCAUCUCAUCCAGCCGCAACUCCACCUCCACCGUCCCAUCCUCCUCCAGCAAAUCCAUGAUGUCCUCAUCCUCCUCAGCAUCAGCCCUGCCAACCGAUGCCUGCGCCUGGUCUCCCGGAAAGAAAAUCAGCGCCCGCUCCACCUGCCAGGAAGACGAAUGGUCCCGAAUCGAAGCCAAUGCCGACCCCUCCGAUGUCACCACUGGCUGCGCAGGCAACGGCGCCAGUGGCCGCAGUAUCGACGCUCUCGAAGCCGCUGCCCGCUCUCAAAAACGCUCUGGCGAUAAAGGGGCCGUCAAUUGGGACGUCUGGGAACAAGUCGUCAAGAAACUCGACGAGAAGUUUGGUGAAAUUCUGGCUGCUGCGGGCACGCCCAACGACAAAGUCACAAUCAUCUGGGCCGGCGGCAUUUCCGGCGUCCGUCUCAAGUCGCGCGGUGCAAAGGGCGCAACCGCUGACAUCGAUUACGCGUACCACACCUCGAGCACCGAGAACCAGAAGAAGCUAUUCAAGGAAGCCAUCGACGCCACGACCCCACUGUUCCCAGAGCUCAACCAGAAGAAAACCGUCAUCUCAAACUCGCUCGAGUUCGACGGGAACCCGAACAAGGCCAAGAAGUGGUCUGAAUUGGCGGAUGCAAACGGUAACGUGGUGUAUGACGGCAAGAAUCUCAAGGCUGUCGAUGGCGAUUGGCUUGUGCAGAUUUUCGGCAAGAUGACGCGCAUGUACCAGAUGCGCUUGGUGCGUUCCAGCCAGGAUAUCAAGGCGAAUAGGCCGUAUGGGCAGUUCAAGCCUCGUGACCAGCAGGACGCCAAGAUGUUCUUCAAGCAGUGGACUGCUGCGAACAGCGGCGAUUUGACCAUGAAGGAUCUUUUGGAGAUUGGCAAGGUCUGGGAGAGGAAUACCGAGUAUGUCGAGGCCAUGGUUACCUCUACCAUGAAGCUCGUUGUGCCGAAUUUGACCAAGGUGGAUAGCAAGAUUAAGGAGCUUGGUGAAAAGGUCCUUUGUAAAAAAUGA